CUCAGGCCUUUACAAGCUUGCACAUUCCAAGCUCUUGGUUCUUCUCUCCACCAAUCUUGGGUGUUUCUUAACAAAAAAGCACAUCGUCGACCCUCGUUCAUUUUUAUAAAACAAUUGCCCUUGUUGCUUGUUAUUUACAAAGACGACCUUCUAUUCAAUACUCUUGGUAUACCUCGAGUUUCUUUAUCCCCUCCUUUUUUUUCGCCUGACGCCAACUUAUGACUACUUGAAGACAUACGACCGAAGUAUUUGUUUUCUCCCUCGGCCCAGGCAAUUCCACGAAACUCGAUUUAAGACAUCCGAAGACUGGUAUUGAACAUACGACUCAGGCCAUACUCCCUCACGAAUUUUACUAUUUUACAGCUGGCUGUUUAACUUCUCUUCUUUCACACACAUUCGCGGCUGGUCGAGUUGAACUCGUUUACGUACCGUUUAUACAUAUGUGUUCUAUACCAUACAACAUUUAGGGCAACCAUUCUUUAAGAAAGUACAUGACGAUUACCUCAUCCUAAUCUAAGGAAAUAAAAAGAAGAAAAGAAAAAGAAAAUGGCUGGAGAAGGGAAACAAGAUCCCGGUCAGGGACAGGCUGCAGGCUGGACACCGGCAAUGGAAAAUGCGGCGCUCUCGAUGUAUCUACUAUACAUCUGUGCUGCGGUCUCGGGUGCUGUUAUAGUAUGGCGACUUGCGACAGCUGUGCUCACAUACAUCCGAACGGUCACGAAUUUGACGAACGAUACACAACGAUAUUUCGUACGCCCUUCAGCGAAUUUCGCAUGGAUCAAGAAGAAUCUUCUUUACGCCCCUCUGUUCAGGAAGCGCCACAACCGAGAAUUUCAACUUAGCAGCGCAGUCAAUGUUGGAACUCUACCCACGCGAUUCCAAUUUCUCUUCCUAGCUGGUUAUUUCGCUACUAACAUUGCCUUCUGUGUUAUCAACAUCCCUUUUGCGGGAAGUUACACAGAUGCAUGCAAACAGCUAAGGAAUCGAAGUGGAACAUUGGCUGUAGUCAACAUGAUUCCCCUAUUUUUCAUGGCUGGUCGAAACAACCCUUUGAUCGGUCUCCUCGGUAUCUCAUUCGACACAUUUAACCUGCUCCACCGUUGGUUUGGCCGUAUCGUGGUGCUUGAGGCAGUAUGCCACACUUUUGCUUUUUGGGCUGCCUCGGCUGCGUCUGGAGGUUGGUCAGCCGCCCUGAAUACCACAGUAACGAAACCGUUCAUGAUGUAUGGCUUUAUUGCCACUCUCGCUUUCGUUGUGAUAUUCUUCCAGGCUGCCAGCAUUUCAAGACAUGCCUAUUAUGAAUCGUUCAAGAUUCUACACAUCAUUCUCGCCGCACUCGCAAUUGUCGGCCUGUAUUACCACCUUUCAUUAAUAAAGCUUCCUCAGGUGCAAUUGCUAUUUUCAAUCAUCCCUAUUUGGGUUGGCGAUCGCAUCUUCCGUUUCAUCAGUGUUGCGUACCGCAACUUCGGUAAGGGAGGAACUAAGACGCUAGUAGAGGCGCUUCCCGGAAAUGCUGUUCGAUUAACAGUGACAAUGGCCCGACCAUGGACUUUCCGUCCUGGCCAGCAUGCAUACUUAUACCUGCCCUCUAUUAGCUUCUGGCAAUCUCACCCUUUCUCUCUAGCAUGGAGCGAGGAGGCUGAAGAUUUGAACGGAGACAAAUUGGCUAUGAACCGACAAGAUGUGCUUGCUAUGCGCAAGACAAGCAUGUCGUUUGUUAUCCGAGGACGAACAGGAAUGACGCACACACUAUACCAAAAAGCCGCAGCGCGCCCCGAUGGUCGAUUUUUGACAACAUGUCUCGUCGAGGGUCCGUAUGGUGGACAACACAUGAUGCACUCGUACGGCACUGUGAUGUUGUUCGCUGGUGGUGUUGGUGUUACGCACGCAGUACCCCAUGUACGAGAUCUAGUAACGGGUUACGCAAACAACACAAUAGCCACACGGAAAGUGGUGCUUGUGUGGAUUAUCCAGAGCCCAGAGCAUCUCGAGUGGAUUCGACCAUGGAUGACGGAGAUCCUCGCCAUGGACAAGCGACGCGACGUUCUCCGCAUUAUGCUAUUCGUUAGCAGACCGCGGUCGACUAAGGAAAUCCACAGUCCAUCCUCAACAGUCCAAAUGUUCCCCGGCAGGCCCAACAUCGACACAUUAAUAUCGAUGGAGGCGGAACAACAGGUUGGAACUAUGGGCGUGUCUGUCUGCGGGCCUGGUGCUCUCAGCGACGAGGUCAGACAAGCAGUGCGUAAUAAGCAAUUCGGCACUAGCAUCGACUUCAUCGAGGAGGCUUUCUCAUGGUAGAGGAAGUGUAUCAUUAUCAUCACUCACUUCUCGGCGCAUGUAUUUGCUGGGUUAAGGGACACCAAAACCAACUAUAUCAAAGGGGUCCGGAUUUAUUUUGUAGAGUGUGGCUGCUCUCUGUUCGAUUGUGCAUAUUUUUCUUCCAUUUUCCUAAGACCGUCUGUGUGUGACAGUUUCUUGUAGAUAGUUCUUUCAUUGUUAGAUACGUCGGCCUGACACCUCUGAUAGCCCUGACCGGAUACAUCGAGAAUACGAUAUGAGUUGCGAGACCUGUUAAUGUUUUUGAGAUGCAUAGUGAUCCUAAAUGUGUGGUAUGGUAACAAAGGGAUUUGUCUUAUAAAGGCCGCAUCCAGUCCGGUUACCUAUUGUAAGUUUUAGCAAGUGGCUUUGAUGUAGGUCUCGUCGUUGUGAUCAUGUCUUAGUCAAAAUAUUGUUCUGGUAUUGUCGGCUGUGGUCUAGAUCAAUUAGCUAAAGGUUUACGCUAUGCCCUUCUGAACAUUGUACGAAUUCAGAGGCUAGCGAUAGAAAAUGGCCUCGGAAUACCACGUAAGAUUAGGUGUGCUAGGUGUGUUACACACCCGCAGUACGCUAAAUUAAGGUGGCACCAAUGAUGAUGCU
This is a messenger RNA of Hypoxylon trugodes, 2916 nucleotides long. Its product is annotated as ferric reductase NAD binding domain-containing protein. Gene Ontology annotation, molecular function: ferric-chelate reductase activity. Bases 547 to 2298 code for a protein of 583 amino acids. Gene Ontology annotation, biological process: intracellular iron ion homeostasis; iron ion transport; copper ion import. Gene Ontology annotation, cellular component: plasma membrane. The record is from RefSeq and is a predicted model, not a curated record. The transcript has 2 exons. NCBI's taxonomy places the organism in Eukaryota, Fungi, Ascomycota, Sordariomycetes, Xylariales, Hypoxylaceae.